This is a messenger RNA of Anopheles marshallii, 1569 nucleotides long. It is a transcript of the gene CysRS-m, whose product is annotated as cysteine--tRNA ligase, mitochondrial. The record is from RefSeq and is a predicted model, not a curated record. Gene Ontology annotation, biological process: cysteinyl-tRNA aminoacylation. The transcript has a single exon. Gene Ontology annotation, cellular component: cytoplasm. Bases 1 to 1569 code for a protein of 522 amino acids. Gene Ontology annotation, molecular function: cysteine-tRNA ligase activity; ATP binding. Lineage: Eukaryota; Metazoa; Arthropoda; Insecta; Diptera; Culicidae.
AUGUUUCUACGGUUGUUUCGAAAGUAUUCUACCGCCAAGCUCGCACAAGAUCUCCGUCUGUACGAUGGACGGCUUAAAGAAAAGGUUCCUUUACAAAUUCACCAAAGCAAACCAUACAUUUCUUUCUACACCUGCGGACCUACGGUAUACGAUUCAGCACACAUUGGACACGCCAGCUGCUACGUACGGCUAGACAUUCUGCAACGCAUUUUGCGCCAUCAUUUCCAGCUCCCGUUGGUUACUGCGAUGAAUAUCACGGAUAUCGAUGAUAAAAUCAUUGUGCGAGCGCAGGAACAACAAAUCAACUGGGAACAGCUGGCCCGCCAGUAUGAAGAUGAGUUUUGGAGUGAUUUGAAAAGGCUAAACGUCCGAUUACCGGAUGUGAAAUUACGUGUAACUGACCAUAUACCUGCAAUUAUACGCUUUGUGCAAACGCUUGUCGAGAAAGGGUUUGCUUACACCACAAUUGAUGGGUCGGUUUACUUUGAAACCAGCAAGUACGAACGAUAUGGGAAGCUGCAGAAAGUCGUCAUAGAACCGGCAAAUGAAUCAAACAAAGGCUACAAGAGGCAUCCGUCCGAUUUUGCCCUCUGGAAGGCAUCUAAAGCUGGUGAACCUUACUGGGUGGCUUCUGGUUUCGGUGACGGUCGACCCGGUUGGCAUAUCGAAUGCUCUACGCUGGCCAGCCAUCUCUUUGGCAAUAAGCUCGACUUUCAUGCCGGUGGGCUUGAUCUGCGUUUUCCGCACCAUGAAAAUGAAGAAACACAAAGCUGCUGUUAUCACAACGUACCGGACUGGGUGACGCACUGGCUACACACUGGUCAGCUACAUCACGAAGGACAAACGCACAAAAUGUCCAAAUCACUGAAAAACACGGUCAGCAUUAACGAACUACUAAAAGACUACAGUGCAGACGAGUUCCGUAUGCUCUGCCUUUUGUCACACUAUCGAAACGUAAUCGAAUACGGCCCGGAAGCAAUGGUUACUGCGCGCAACGUGUUACAGAAAUUCAAAAGUUUCUUCAGUGACAGCAAGGCUUACGUCGAUGGUCUUAAACCGGCAACGUACGAUGCAGCUAGUACGGACAGCUUGCUCGCAAAGCUCUCCGAAACUCGAUCAUCUGUGGUGCAGUUUUUAAACAAUGAUUUCAAUACUGCAAAUCCAGUCUUGGCUCUGGGGGAACUUGCUUCAAGCGUGCAAAGAUUAAUCAACAGUCCACAACAAAGUGCAUCUCACUCGUCAUUGAUAGGUUCUACCAACGUGGGAGCUGUGCUUGCCGCGACGGAAUACAUUCGUGAAGAACUACUUUCUUACGGGUUGGAAUCCAUGGGCAAACAAUCCACCCAGUACAUUCAAAGCACUAGCGAGACAGAACAAUCGCUUGAAAAGCUAAUCGAAACAAUUGUGAGCACCAGAAGCGAAAUCCGGCUGCAAGCAGUAGCAACCAAAGAUGCUCAGCUUUUCAAAGUGUGCGAUUUGCUACGCGAUCGCAUGUCGGUGGCGAAUGUCGAGUUGAAAGAUCACGGUAAAACCUCAUCGUGGAGUUUCCGAGGAAGGAGUACAAAAUAA